Molecule: messenger RNA, 1126 nt
Organism: Strongylocentrotus purpuratus (purple sea urchin)
Lineage: Eukaryota; Metazoa; Echinodermata; Echinoidea; Camarodonta; Strongylocentrotidae
Product: 5-hydroxytryptamine receptor 1-like
Exons: 2
Coding region: 274-1092 (272 amino acids)
Biological process (GO): G protein-coupled receptor signaling pathway
Cellular component (GO): membrane
Molecular function (GO): G protein-coupled receptor activity; peptide binding
Source: RefSeq, a predicted model, not a curated record
CAAGCAUUGCUUUUUAGUGGAGCCCUCGGUUUCCAACAUGAAUUUCUUAAAUUUGUUUUAAAUGCUUAUAAUUGAUUUGUAAUGUUUUGUUGGAAACAUGAAUAAAUUUGAAAUUGAAAUUGAAAUUGAAAUAAUUAUUUGGCUGCUCAGCUACGACCGGAUAAAUUGUUGGAGUGUCAGGAGUGUCACUAUUAUUAUCAUUAUUAUUAUUCUCUUCUACAGAUCAACGGGAUAGGUGCAACAGCUUUUGCCUUUGGUAACUUUGCCACAGUCAUGGCUAUCUCUUUGGACCGUUACCUGACCGUUGUCUGGUCCAACCGCUUCCCUCCUUCAAAGCGUCGCAUCAUCAUGUUUAUCAUUCUAUCCUGGACAUUUCCCAUUGCCAACACCAUUCCUCCUUCCUUCGAGUUAAUCUCUGAUUUCAGGUAUCAUUCUCUUACUCAUCACUGUACACCGGUCUGGGAGGUUUGUCUCUAUUACAUCAUCUGUAACAUCAUCCUCUUUGGUAUCACUGUUCCUGUAAUGGUCUUCUGUUAUAUCGGAGUCUUCUGGACCCUGAGACGUCAACAGCAGGUGCUUCGAUCUUACACCGACGAGAAUGUCGACGAUAGCGAGAAAUGCAAUGACAGCCAUCAGGUGAACAAUCCAAAUAUGUCAUUGGAUAACCUUUCAGGCCAGGGAGGUAAUGUUUCUGAGACCAUGGAAGAGUUCUCAUCGUCAAACCUGGAUGACCCUGUAGGACAUGGGUCGGAGAAAGGCAAGGCCAAUCAGCAAGAGAGGGUGAAGAAGGGGCAGAAGAAGCAGACCGCCGAGCGCAGAUCCCUGCAAAACAAACUCACCACUGACAAAAGAAUCGCGUUGACAGGUAUCCUGUUGGUGAUGACUACCGUGAUCUGUUGGGCGCCUUAUUCCAUCGUACAUUCCUGCUUCAUACCUAUCAACGCGACUCAUGCGUUGGGUGUGUUUACUAUGUGGCUCGGUUAUACCAACGCUCUGCUUGAUCCCAUCAUCUAUUCUUUCAUGAAUAGACGAGUUAGAGCUCGAUACCGUGCGAUGAUGACGAGCUUGAGAAUGACUGUAUGUAAGACUUAGUGAGCUAAUAGUUGUGUUCACACAAAAUCGUCGC